UCGGCAUUUUCUAGUACACUUAUAUUGGGAAUACCUUGAUUAUUAUUGCUUUGAUGGAAGUAUGGAGUUACAUUACGUCAUUUAUAAACAGUAGGUCCUAAAGGUUCUAAAUAAAAAUUGUACGGGUUGAUUCAGUUUUAAAUUUAGCACCUUAACCACAAAUAAAAUACCCAAUUUAUCUUGGUGAGACAUCAUGUGUAGAUCAUAAACUGUUUACAAUUUACAAUUACACAAAGGGAUUAAAUAACAGACACAAUGCAAACAUUUUCUAAAAGGACAAAUAAACUCGAUUCACGAAAUGACCUUUAAUUAACUUACGCCCAACUAUGUCCACCGUUUUAGUUACUCCUAUAUUAACAAAAUCAAGGUUCAUGGUUACUUUAUUACUUAAACACUUAAAGCAUUAGGUAUACAUGUGAAUAAAAAUCGCACUCAUAUACAAUUCUCAAGAAGUUUUUUGCAAGCAAACGGUUUGUCCAUAAGCAUAAUUGCAAGAGAGAUGUCUCCGAGGGCGGAUUUCUUGAAAGUGUGUUGCCUGAUUUGGACUAUCUUAGGUUUCGACGGUACCUUUGCCGACGAUCUACCGCUAGUCCAAACUUCCCUAGGCAAAAUUAGAGGGUUUCACAAGUCCUCUUUUGGUGGUCGGAUAUUUUCAGCGUUUGAAGGCAUUCCGUACGCAAAACCACCCGUCGGAGCUCUACGCUUUGAGGCACCUCAGCCGGUGUCACCUUGGGAUGAAGUGUUAAAUGCUAACGUCCGUUACACUUGUAAGCAAGCAGACAACCCGUUUAUGCCUCCGGACAGUGGCCAUAAUGAAGAUUGUUUAUAUUUAAAUGUCUACGUGCCUAAAAAGCAGCCAUCGGAAAGUGACAAUUACGACGUGAUUGUCUACAUACAUGGGGGUGCAUUUAUGUUUGGAGCUGCUUCACAAGCCGGUCCUAAGUAUUUAAUGGACCGUGAUGUUAUUUUCGUAAGUAUGAAUUAUCGACUCGGUGUUUUAGGGUUUCUCACAACCGAAGACAGCGUCGUACCUGGUAAUAAUGGGCUUAAGGACCAACAGAUGGCACUGAAAUGGGUUCAAGCGCAUAUCAAGCAGUUUGGUGGUAAUCCCAAGUCUGUUACGCUGAUGGGAUUAUCAGCAGGUGGUGCUUCGGUUCAUUUCCAUUUCUUUUCACCACAAUCCAAGGGACUGUUCCAUAGGGCCAUAUCCCAAAGCGGGACAGUGUUAAUGCCGUGGGCAAUUCAAGAGAGCGGGUUACAAAAAACGAGAGAACUUGCCGAGUCAUUAAACUGCCUGGACUCUGAUACGCGAACCCUUAUUGAUUGCCUAAAGGCGAUACCUGCAGACGAUCUCUUGGCGAAAACAAACAAUUUCUACCAUUUUGCAAUGUUCCCUCUGGCACCAUUUGCACCGACUGUAGAAGUCGACUCGGAGUAUUCAUUCUUAAAGAAGCAUCCGUACACGCAGCUGAAUGAUGGAGAUGCCAUCGAUGUUCCAUGGUUAACGUGGAUUGCUAAAGACGAAGGAAUUUUAGGAGCUAUGUUUGUAACCAAUAUGUUGGACCAUGUAGAGACAAAUUGGAAUGAAUUGUCAGAACAUAUGUUUGAUUAUAAACAUGUGCACACUAAAUCUAACAAGCACGACACCGCGCACAAGAUUAAAUCGCACUAUUUCAAAAAUGAGAAGCUGUCCGAAAGCAAUCUCAAUACACUUGUUAAGGUCUUUAGUGACAGACUGUUCAAUGUUGGCUUUGAAACCGCAGUUCAUAUGCAAUCAGAUGUAUUCGACUCUCCAGUAUAUGCUGCCAUAUACGCCUUCGACAAAUCUACGGCACUUAAGGAAUUGCUGGGAUGCAAUUUAGAAGGUGUUGCUCAUGGCGCUGAAUCAGUUCUUCUGCAUGACACAGAAGUUGACCAUCCCGCAGCAGUUAAAAUAGAACUUUCCGAAUCUGAAAUUCUGAUGAAAGACUUGUUAAUUGAUUUUCUUAUAUCAUUUGCCAGUAAUGGUAAACCAACAUCAUCUGGCGUUAGUUGGGAGCCGCUAACCACUGAUAAUCCCAAGUAUUUACUUCUAAACGACUUUGAUGACGCCCAAAUGGUAGAAAUACCAGAAUUGAGCCAAAAAGAGUUUUGGGAAGGCUUGAAGUUUAUGGAAAACAAACGAGCUGAGAGUUUACGGGAAGAAUUAUAGUUUUUUUUAAGCAAUUAUAAUAUAGUUCAAAAUAACGAAUUAAAACAAAAGAUUUGUGUUGUAAUAAUUUUA
Messenger RNA from Photinus pyralis (common eastern firefly), 2263 nucleotides. Its product is annotated as venom carboxylesterase-6-like. The record is from RefSeq and is a predicted model, not a curated record. Bases 500 to 2191 code for a protein of 563 amino acids. The transcript is spliced from 11 exons. Lineage: Eukaryota; Metazoa; Arthropoda; Insecta; Coleoptera; Lampyridae.